UCAGGCGAACAGCAACUGUCCAGCUCUCGCCCAAUCUCUCACUCUCUCUAGAGGGCAAGUGAAUCGCAAUAGUGAAUCGCGCGAAAUCGAACCCCAAUUAAUGUUAAAACUCAGUAUGUUAAAAUGACGGAUACGGACACAACAACAAGUGACAAAUUCUGAACUUUCUGAAUAGAAAAACAAGAAAACAAACUAGGAAUAACAUAUAGUGGUUGUGAUUGUGAUUCUGAAUGGAAUCGCGAUUGUGUUUGUGAUUGUGAUUGUGACAGGCAAAUAAUCAAAUCGAUUGUGCUCGUUGAAAGAAAAUUGCAGUUUAAGCGCGAUAAAGACGUAAUUAGCUAAAAUGCCAUUGCUGCCAACCAUUGAGGAGGAGGGCAAACUCUCCUGGCUGCGUCUCAUGUGGCGCUAUCGCCUGCAGUUCCAGUCGAUGACCGCCGCUUCACUUGUGUUUGUGGGCAGCGGCAUGCGACUGGCCUGGUCCAUUUUUGAUACACCCGCCGGCAAGUUCCACAACAGCUACGGCACUCACAACAUAAUGAUGAGUUGGUUCAUUGGCGCUGCUCUUGGCGCUCUCCUUGCGGCGGUCUUUGUCCAGCGCGUUACUAAAAACGUGGCCUAUACCUCCAGCGGCUUUCUUCUGCUCGUGGCUGGUAUUCUGAAUCUGGUGCUGCCGAGUCACUUCAUCUCCGCCUGCUACAGCAGCGUCAGCGUAGGAGCCGCCUAUGGACUGACCCAGGUGCAGGCUCUGGUCACUGGCUCGGAGGUGGCCCACAAGUCGAUCCGUGGCAUGUUGCUCAGCUGUGAGCGCAUCUUUCUCUGGCUGGGCGUUUGCAUUCAAGUCAUUUAUACGCGUCUUUGGCAUACCCUGGAUUCUGUGGAGAUGGGACACUCGAUGCACAUCAACCAGCUGCAUGGCGUGCUCUUGGCCACUUUGGGCGUAGCUGCGGUGAUUUUGUCGCUGGCUCAUCGUCUGGAGUCGCCACUGCUGCUGCUGCGCCAGGAGCGGGACAUGGCACUGGGAGAUACCCUAAAGCAGCUACAUGGUCAGUCGCAGUCGGGCACGGAGCUGCUGCGUCUGCGCGAGGAUUGUCGACAGCUGCACAAUGCACGGGACUGGGAGCAGUUUGCGGAGGUUCCUUUGGACUCCAGCUGGUACCGCCUCUCCCGUCGCAUGCUGCCGCUGCUCAAGGUGCUCUUCCUGCGCUGCUUUGCCGCUCUGGCGCUCUCACUGCCCUACAAUCGGGCCUUUCUGGUGAUUAGCGAGUAUGGACUGCAGUGUGACAUGAAUUGUCUGUACUGGCUGGCAUUCUGUGGCCUACUGGGCAGCUUGGGUGGUGCCUUGCUGGUCGACUGGCAAGGACGCCGCAAACUCUGCUCGUUGUCGCUGUUCGUGUCGGGCAUUGUCAUUGUCAUGGUUGGCGGCGUCUUUGAGCACUUGGAGCUGGUAAAGAAGACCUACUUUGACAUCAAUCUGCAGGCCAUUGCCUGGCUCAUGCUGCUCUUUGAGAUUAUUGUGGCUGCUGGCGUCGCGGUGCCUGCUCUCGUCUACACUGGGGAGGCAUUCAGCGUGGCCCACAAGGCGCGGUGCCUGGCCGGCAUCCUCAUUUGCGAGCAGGCCUUGCAACUGAGUCUCAUGGCGGCUUCUUUUGAGCACCAUUUAAGGGAUUCAGUGUUCUUUUUUACCUUUGGUGGCUUGAGCUUUACCUUCGGCCUGCUUGUCUUCACCUUGAUGCCGGAGACGAGGCAGUUGACACUCUACGAGUGUCUGCUAAAGUUUAAGAAAGUUCCCUAGACUCUACUCCCAUCAAGUCGUAUCCAGUUACCUAUCAAAUAGCUAUUCCUAUCUACACUAAGUGGCAUGCAUUUAUCUCUAAUAGCAUAUUCUGAAUAUUGUGCAUAAAUAGAACUAUUUCUUAUAUUGAGACAUGACUGUAGUAUUACAUUCUAUUUAUUCCACAUAUCAAAUAUAUUUUCAAACUUUCUACA
Drosophila innubila is the source of this 1986-nucleotide messenger RNA. RefSeq lists its product as uncharacterized. Gene Ontology annotation, cellular component: membrane. The transcript is spliced from 3 exons. NCBI's taxonomy places the organism in Eukaryota, Metazoa, Arthropoda, Insecta, Diptera, Drosophilidae. Gene Ontology annotation, molecular function: transmembrane transporter activity. The record is from RefSeq and is a predicted model, not a curated record. Gene Ontology annotation, biological process: transmembrane transport. Bases 344 to 1792 code for a protein of 482 amino acids.